CUCUACCGCACGGGCAAGGAGCAGUGGCCCCCGCCCAGAGGACCUGAGGCCCAGCGCCGUUUGAAGGAGUUGUGCGAAGUCUUCAACCAUCCGAUUGCAAAGGUGUGGAACCACGACUUGGGCUGGAAUUGUCGAAACGUCGUUCGUUUCAAGAAGGUCGAGGUUGACGAAGCGCCCGAGGACGAAGAAGAGGACGAGGCUAAGAAACCGGCCCUCGGUCCUGUCACCAUUUGGAUUGGCGUAUUCCCCGAGUCUACCUCCGCUACGGCUGCCCACAACGCGGCUCAGGUCGUCCUAGCCCUUCUUCACAAGGACUACCGGAUCACCGACGUCGACAUCGACUUCCGCGAGUCAUUCUACACGCGCGAGGUCAUUCCUCAGCUUCUCGAACCCGUCGGAGACCUGGACCCACUUGUCGACGUUGUUAGUCCCCUCACUCCUGCUCUUGGCGUCCGCAUCUCUACCAAGGCCAGGCCCGAGGCUCAGGGAACGAUGGCUCUAUACCUCGCCGAAGGCGGCAGUAGUGAUAAGCUCUUGGGCCUUUCGCGCCGUCACGUCCUCAUCGGAUCCAAGGAAGCCAACAUCGACUACGUUCGCCACCCCAGUCGGCCUGUUAGAGACGUUCUCCUGCUCGGCAGGAGAGCUUUCACCAACCUCGUUGAUUCGAUCAAACUCAGGAUCGGACUCCACGGCAUCACAGUUAAGCGCUGGAGGAAGCAAAUCGAAGAGUUCAAGGAGAGGGAGAAGGGCACCAAUGCUGCGGACGCUCAGAAGGUUAAAGCGGCCCGCAUUGAGACCCAGGCGGAGCUGGACAAGGCCGAGAAGGCGAUGGAAGCACUUGGAGUGUUGCUCAAUCAGGUCAGCAAGGACUGGAACAAACUCGAUAAACGCAUCCUCGGCCAUAUCUUCUACUCCCCAGCCAUCACUCUCGGCGUCGGUGAACAUCGUUUCACGGAGGACUGGGGAAUUUUCCAGGUUGACCCCGCCAAGCUCAGUGACGGCUUUCAGGGCAAUAAGAUUGACCUGGGAACAAAGAUGAAGCCUGAGGAGUUCACGCUCAAAUGUUUCCCCCGCGGAGACGCCAACUGGGGAUUUGAGUAUCCAGUAGAUCGUCUGCUUCCACUUGUGGGCAUCAUCACCAAUGAGUUGAUGCGCAACCCCGACAUGUGGGACUCGGAUGGCGAGCCGUGCUUGUUGGUCGUAAAGAACGGCAAUGCCACUGGCACCACCCUCGGCCGCGCGAAUGGUGUCUUCUCCAUCGUUCGCGACUACUUCAACGACAUGUCCGUCCACCAGACCGCCAUGGAGUGGGGGAUAAUGAACUACGACAGCAAGUCAGAAGUCUUUUCGGAACCUGGCGAUUCGGGCUCAGCAGUCGCUGACAUCUGUGGCCGUCUCGGUGGCAUGAUUUCCGGCGGUGCUGGUAAGGCGAACUCCCCCGAUAUGACCUAUGCCACGACGUUCUGGUGGCUCCUCCCGCGAAUCAGGGCCUCUGGGUUCCCCAACGUGCACCUCAACGUCUAG
Molecule: messenger RNA, 1524 nt
Organism: Coniophora puteana RWD-64-598 SS2
Lineage: Eukaryota; Fungi; Basidiomycota; Agaricomycetes; Boletales; Coniophoraceae
Exons: 3
Source: RefSeq, a predicted model, not a curated record